AUGAAUCAAAAACAAACUACAGUGAUUUUUUUCUUGUUAGCCUUAAUCUCAGCAUUGAUUUUAAGACAAUCUGGAGCGGAAUUAGUGGGGCAUGAAAAUUGUGAUACAACCGCCAUAGAUAAGGUGCCGGGAUGUUACGAUGCACUGAGAUUAGCGUCAGAUUCAGAUUACAGAUGGCUAUCAAAAGAUUGUUGCCAAGCAGUGAGCACAUUUCUUGAUCCUUGCUUCUUAGUUUGUUAUCCUGGCAAAUCAUAUCCUAUUAAUAUCUUUCAAGACAUUUGUUCUUCUAAAUUUCCUGGAUCAAAUUAA
Eutrema salsugineum is the source of this 309-nucleotide messenger RNA. RefSeq lists its product as uncharacterized. Bases 1 to 309 code for a protein of 102 amino acids. Lineage: Eukaryota; Viridiplantae; Streptophyta; Magnoliopsida; Brassicales; Brassicaceae. The transcript has a single exon. The record is from RefSeq and is a predicted model, not a curated record.